This is a messenger RNA of Archocentrus centrarchus (flier cichlid), 2120 nucleotides long. RefSeq names its product angiopoietin 2b (gene angpt2b). Gene Ontology annotation, biological process: blood coagulation. The record is from RefSeq and is a predicted model, not a curated record. NCBI's taxonomy places the organism in Eukaryota, Metazoa, Chordata, Actinopteri, Cichliformes, Cichlidae. The coding region runs from base 269 to 1783 and encodes 504 amino acids. The transcript is spliced from 9 exons.
CGAACUGGACUGAGAAAGACUUCUGGAUGCACCAGUAAAGUGGAGGAUCAGCCAAAAGAGGAGAAGUGAAAGUGAUAAAACGGAGAGUGGAGCAGCAGGAUUUGGACUGAGAAUACAGGAAGAAGACAGAGGCAGAGUGUUCAGGGACAGAAAAAUAGACACAGAGGGUGAAAGGAGAAAUCACUCUCACCCACUUGCCAGUUCUGCCAGGUGGUUGAACCUCCUUCAGUUUCUCUUUUCCCUCCCCUUUCCUUCUCUUUACCCUGACAUGGACCGCCUGCUGGCCCUGGCCCUCGCCUACCUGGCCUACCUGCUGGCCACAGCGAUUGCCUCAGAGCGCCAACAGCACCGUGUGCAGCAUGGCCCCUGCAGCUACACUUUCAUCCUGCCUGAGGUGGAACAUUGCCGUCCCUUAAAGGACAUCCAGGUCACAAAUACCCUCCAGAGUGACUCUCCACCUGAGCCAGAGUCUGAUACAAGCCAAACCAAGCAGAGCAAGUCCCAAAAGGAGAGGCCUUCCUGGCAGGAGAGGAAGCUGCAGAGUCUGGAGAGUGCCAUGGAGAAUAACACUCAGUGGCUGCAGAAGCUGGAGAACUUCAUCCAGGAGAAUGUGCGCUCUGGGAUGGAGGAAAUAAAGAGAACUGCGGUACACACCCAGACAGCUGCCAUGCUCGAGAUGGGAACCAACCUCCUCAGCCAAUCAGCAGAGCAGACCCGCAAACUGACAGACGUUGAGACCCAGGUGUUAAACCAGACAAGCCGCCUGGAGAUUCAGCUACUCGAGUACUCACUCUUCACUAACCGGCUGGAGAAGCAUAUUCUUCUGCAGACUCAAGAGAUCUCUCGCCUGAGUGAUAAAAACAGUUUUCUGGAACAAAGGCUCUUAGCACUGGAGGGUCGGUACGGGAGGGAACUGAAAGGGCUGCAGAGCGAGAAGCAGCAGCUUCAAGAGCUUCUGGAGAGGCAGAGCCAACUGGUCAGUCAGCUUCAGAGUGAACUGGGCAGCUCUUCACUCAACAGCACCUUAAUGCAGAGGCAGCAGGCCAUGCUCACGGACACUGUUCAGCAGCUGCUUGCUAAGGCCAGUCACUGCAAUGAAAUCUCCAAUAUGCCAGAGGAGGAGCCACUUAGUUUUAAGGACUGUGCAGAGAUCCUGCGAUCUGGAGUGAAAGAAAGUGGAAUAUAUAGCAUACGCCUCCACAACUCCACACAGACUGUCAAGGUGUUUUGUGAUAUGAAGACCAGAGGCGGGGGGUGGACAGUGAUUCAGCAUCGAAGAAACGGCUCCGUGGACUUUCAUCGCGGGUGGAGGGACUACAAAAUGGGCUUUGGAGAGCCGUCUGGGGAACACUGGCUGGGGAAUGAUAUCAUCCACAAGCUGACCAGCUCUCAGGAUUACAGUCUGCAUGUCCAGCUAAGAGACAGAGAGGGAAAUGAAGCAUAUUCACACUAUGAUCACUUCUACAUCGACGGAGAGGACAACAACUACAGCCUUCAUGCAGACAGCUUCAGUGGCACAGCUGGACGGACAAGCAGCCUCUCUCACACUGGUUGCCAGUUCAGCACCAAGGACAGAGACAAUGACCGCUGCACCUGCAAGUGUGCGCAGCUCGCAUCAGGAGGAUGGUGGUUUGAAGCAUGCGGUCCGUCCAACCUGAAUGGUAUAUAUUACCCUGCCUCAUCCAGCGUGGUUCGCUACAAUAGUAUUAAGUGGUACUAUUGGAAGGGUCCAAAUCUGAUCACUACCAUGACAACCAUGAUGGUUCGCCCAGCUAAUUUCUGAUGGCACCUGCUUGUCCUUGGCACCAGAUAAUGAAGUGAAUGUCGUCACUGCUAAACAGAAAUGAAGAAUCUCCAAGAAAAUGUAUAUUUUUGGGAAGAAACUCAAAGAAGGCUUUCAGUGAUUUAAGCUUCUGGACAUUUUGGGGAGGGGGGGCGGGUGUUUUAGCAGUCGCCUGGGGACAUAUGCAGACUCACCACAAAUGACUGUGAAUUCUUGAGUGAGGAAAUCCUCAAACCGGAACUAUUCACAAAGGUACUCAGGCUAUAUUUUAAUAAGGAUUGUUCAGCUGUGAGAGGAAGGAGACAGAGAGUAUGAGCUUGGCUACAGACAAAAAAUA